Octopus sinensis (East Asian common octopus) is the source of this 1618-nucleotide messenger RNA. Its product is annotated as glutaredoxin domain-containing cysteine-rich protein CG31559-like. Gene Ontology annotation, biological process: sensory perception of sound. The coding region runs from base 732 to 1583 and encodes 283 amino acids. The record is from RefSeq and is a predicted model, not a curated record. The transcript has 5 exons. Lineage: Eukaryota; Metazoa; Mollusca; Cephalopoda; Octopoda; Octopodidae.
CCGCUUAUGGCGCUGCAAACCUCACUCGAUUAUCUCCGUCAUAACCCGUCCCUCCCCGCCGCCGCCACGCUCCGUAUAAAUACCGACACCGAAUCGCGCCAGUGCAAUUUGUUUUCGUGUUGACGGACUUUGUCGAGGCGUCGUCGCUUGUAAUUGUCGGGUAACGUUCAAAUUACGUUGUUGUCUUAAUCCUCUUAUUAUUCCUCUAUCACUGGUGUCAAGGAAUAAUUAACAGCAAUAAUGCAAAUGAAUCGAGAGAAAUAAUUUCCAGCCUUGAUGAAAGCAAAAAUAAGAAUUACGGGCAACAGACAAAGAAAAACAAUGAAAUCCUAUACACAUAAACUGAAUCAGAUUUUAAUGAAAGUACCAUUUAAAUGAAGAGACAUUUUGAAAGAAAGAAUUUUGAGGAAUUUUGGGGUGAAAAAAAAGCAAAAAACAAAAAACAGCUGCGGGAUUUAAUCAAACAGAACAACAAAAAGAACAGCUCAAGAACAUAAGUGAAAAAUAACGAAAGCAAUGAUUGAAUACCAUACAAAAACUUAAGAUAUUCACAAAGCAUUUUGUAAAACAGCAGUGUCCAUGACUUUUAUAUAGAUUUAAGACAUCUUUGAAAUCAUCUGACCUUUCAUAUCAUUAAGUUAAUAAAAACUACAACAAUAAAGGCUGUAUAUGUUUGUGUAGGAGAAGAAAAAUUUAUAUUCAACUCAAUAAUAAAAUUUAUAGUAUUUGAAAUGGAUAACUCCCGAAAUUUGAAUAUGUACUCCACGAAACAUGUUAAUAAUAAGAAUACAGAUCAAGAAACCAAAAGUAAAGACAAGUCAAUAGCCGAGAAGAACUAUUCCAAACUUAACAGUAACAAUUUGUACAAACAAAAGAAUUUGAUUCCGCAGAAACCUGCAAACACUUGGUUCAAUAUGAAUGCCGUGAAGACCCUGCCCCUUACAGAAAGUAAUUUCGUUGGUCGAAGAGAUGUGUCUGAUCCAAACACUCUACAAGAAAUUCGGAUUACUAGUGCCAAAGGAACUGUUCGGGGCUAUAAGAAUAGAGUCCGUGCCGGUAUAGUGACAUUUCUCAAAGAACAAAGUGAUGGAGAGUGGAACUACCUUAAGUGUGAAAAGGGUAAAAUCAUUGUCUACAUGACAAGCAUGAGAGUUGUGAGACAAACAUACGACCGCUGCCAGAUUGUACAGAAAAUUCUACAGACCCAUUUAGUGAAAUAUGAAGAGAGAGAUCUAUUUAUGAGCAGAGAAAAUCAAAGAGAGCUACGUGAAAGACUUGGCAAGAGUGAUGUAACAAUUCCACAAGUCUUUGCUGAUGGCCUAAAUUUAGGGACUGCAGAAACCUUAGAAGUUCUAAAUGAAUCUGGAGAAUUAAGAGAGAUUUUGAAAAGCUUUGAGAAAAUUACAGUGCAAACAGAGUGUUCAAAAUGUGGUGGAUAUAAUUAUGUCCCAUGCUCAGUGUGUCAUGGAAGCAAGCGCUCCAUCCAUCGGAAUAAUUUCACAGAAGAAUUUGCAGAACUCCGCUGUGUUUAUUGUGACGAAAACGGACUUUUAAAGUGUGAUCAUUGCCUAAAUAAUGAAUAGACGACUGGUCACAAAUUGGUUUCGAAAUAUCCCUA